CAUUUUCAAGGACCACAUCUUGAAAGUUUUGCUACAUUCUUCUCCACAAUCCCAGUAUUGACCGGUUGCCAUGACGACAGAGGCAGGAUCUGAGACAGAGGUGAAGAAGGAGCCGGAAAAGGCCGAAGAGGAGGCACAGCCGGCUGCUACCCAGCAGGACGAGAAUCAGAACCAAGACCAGGCCAGUGCUGACCCAAAAGACACCGAGCCAGCCGCCAGCAACCCAGAACCGGCCAGCUCGGACACCGCGGCUCAGGAGAACCAGACCUCCGACAGCAAGCCCGAAGAACCAGCAGAACCUGCCAGCCCGCCUCCUGGCUCAGGUCAGAAGAAAGAGAAAGGGAUCUCUCGGUUCCUCCCUCCAUGGCUUAAGAGGCAGAAGUCUCAGAGCCAGGUGGAACCCAAAGAGGUUGCUCCCAAAGAAGGCAGUGCAGAGCCUGUGAAAGAGGAGGUGAAGGAGGAACAGAAAGCAGAGAAAGAGGAGGAGACGUCUGCCCCCUCCCAACCUCCUGCCCCAGAACCUGAAGCUAAGGAAGUUAAGCCUGAAGUAAAGGAGACGCCAGCCGAGGAGACCCAGCCACCAAAGGAGGUCCAGGCGGAGGAAGAAAAGGAGAAGGAGGAGGAGAAGAAGUCUGUAGGCAGUGCGGACACUCAGCCUGCGAAGGAGGAGAAGGUAGAGGAGGUGGAAGAGAAAGCUAAAGAGGAAACCAAGGCGGAGGAGGAGAAGAAAGAGGAAGAACCGAACGCCAAACCGGAGACAAACAUACUGUCUCCGCUGAAACUGACCAAGAAGAUGAAGAUGGUUAUAUGUCACGUGACCUUGUUGGAUGGAAGCCAAUUUGAAUGUGAGGUGGAGAAACGAGCAAAGGGCCAGUACCUGUUUUUCAAAGUUUGUGAGCACCUGAACCUGUUGGAGAAGGACUACUUUGGACUGAGCUUCAAAGACAAUGCAGAUCAGAGGUGCUGGCUGGACCCCUUAAAGGAGAUCAAACGUCAGAUUCGCAAUUCUCAGUGGCAGUUUGCUUUCAAUGUCAAGUUUUAUCCUCCUGAUCCCUCCCAGCUGACUGAGGAUAUAACCAGGUAUCUGCUGUGCCUUCAGUUGAGACAGGACAUAGCGUCGGGCAGGCUACCAUGCUCGUUCGUCACACACGCCCUGCUGGGCUCAUACUCUCUCCAGGCCGAGCUGGGCGACUACGACCCUGAGGAGCAUCGCCUCGACUACAUCAGCGACUUCCAGUUCGCCCCCAACCAAACCAAGGAGCUGGAGGCUAAAGUGGUGGAGCUUCACAAAUCCCACAGGGGGAUGACGCCUGCCCAGGCAGAUGCCCAGUUCUUAGAGAACGCCAAGAAGCUCUCCAUGUACGGAGUAGACCUCCAUCACGCCAAGGAUUCGGAUGGUGUGGACAUUAUGUUGGGGGUGUGUGCGAACGGUCUGCUGAUCUACAAGGACCGUCUAAGGAUCAACCGUUUUGCCUGGCCAAAGAUCCUCAAGAUCUCUUACAAACGCAGCAACUUCUACAUCAAAAUCAGACCUGGGGAGACGGAACAGUUUGAGAGCACCGUGGGCUUUAAGUUGCCCAACCACCGUGCUGCCAAGAGGGUUUGGAAGGUGUGUGUGGAGCAUCACACUUUCUUCAGGUUGAUGACUCCAGACCAGCCAACCAAAGCCAAGUUCUUGACUCUGGGUUCUAAGUUCCGUUACAGUGGGCGGACCCAGGCCCAGACACGGCAGGCCAGCGCCCUCAUUGACCGACCUGCUCCGUAUUUUGAGAGAACCUCCAGCAAACGCAUCUCCCGCAGCCUAGACGGAGCUCCGGUGGUGAGUGUUAGUGAUCACUCAGCCCCUCCCCUCAGUGCUGGUGAGAAGGAGAAUGGCCAUGACCCCGCCCUUGAGCUCUCCUCUGACUCUAAGAGCAAGUUGAGAGUGCAAGGGGAAAAUAUCUAUGUCAGACAUAGCAAUUUAAUGUUGGAGGACCUGGAUAAGACUCAGGAAGAAGUUUUGAGGCAUCAGGCUAGCAUUAGCGAGUUAAAGCGCAGUUUUAUGGAGGCCACGCCCGAACCCCGUCCCAGUGUGUGGGACAAACGUCUAACGUCCAGUCCCGCCACCUCCCUACGCCUGCAGGCACAAGGGAGUGCAGAUGACAAACAGAAAUCAGAGGCGAGCGGAGUACAGGCAGUGGUUGAGGUGGAAGAAACGGUAGUCAUCGAAGAAAUCAGGAAAGCCCCCAAAGCCGCUAGCUCCGCCCCCGAGGAGUCGGUCACCGUUACCGCGGAGACGGAGAAGCCUCAGGAACCCAAGGAGGAGAAGAGGUUGAGCCGACAGACGAGCGUGUCUUCGGACAGCGAGAGCGAGGAAGAGGCGGAAUACCACCCUCACACUCCUUGCGUCAGUGUUUCCGUCGAGCAGAUCAAGGAAGAACCCGAGGACGAAGAGAAAGAGUCGGAGCAACACCAAAAGGCGCCGCCCACCGCUCCAUCUGAGCCAAUCGCGGAGGCCAAACCCGCAGAGCCCGCCCAUGUAGAGGCGGAGCAACCGCCGGUACCGGUCGCCGAGCAACCAGAAGAGGAAGGGUCUACGGAUGAAGCGCUCGCGACACCAGACGAAGCCCCCAACGGCCACACAGAAGCCUCGUCCGAUCAGGGCACGGCAAACGUGGAAGAGGAGGAGCCACGGGUUAACGGCGACGCCUCUCACGUGGAAGCGGAGCGCCUGCCGCAGGUUAUUUGUUGCUCUGAGCCCCCCGUGGUGAAGACUGAGAUGGUGACCAUCUCGGACACGUUUGCUGCUCAGAAGACGGAAAUCGCCACUAAAGAAGUCCCCAUCGUUCACACCGAGACCAAGACCAUUACGUACGAAGCUGCCCAGUUGGAUGGCAGUGGGGAUGGGGAGCCCGGUGUUCUCAUGACGGCCCAGACUAUUACCUCCGAGUCCCUGUGCACCACUACCACCACACACAUCACCAAGACACUAAAAGGAGGGCUUUCAGAAACCCGAAUCGAGAAACGCAUCGUCAUCACGGGAGACUCUGACAUCGACCACGACCAGGCAUUGGCCCAGGCCAUUAAAGAGGCCAAAGAACAGCAUCCAGACAUGUCAGUCACACGCGUGGUCGUCCACAAAGAGACGGAACUAGCGGAGGAGGGAGACGACUGAACAACAGAACUGAAGCCCACGAAGUCGACCUGUUGUUCAGAGGAAGGAAGGAGAUUCCAGUCUUAAUGGAGAAGAGAAGAGACCACUGUGGCUGAACUGAAACGUUUGUGCUUUGCACACCUCUUGUU
Messenger RNA from Chanos chanos (milkfish), 3282 nucleotides. It is a transcript of the gene epb41l2, whose product is annotated as erythrocyte membrane protein band 4.1 like 2. Gene Ontology annotation, cellular component: cytoskeleton; plasma membrane. The transcript has 20 exons. The coding region runs from base 71 to 3154 and encodes 1027 amino acids. Gene Ontology annotation, molecular function: actin binding; structural molecule activity. The record is from RefSeq and is a predicted model, not a curated record. Gene Ontology annotation, biological process: actomyosin structure organization; cortical actin cytoskeleton organization. NCBI's taxonomy places the organism in Eukaryota, Metazoa, Chordata, Actinopteri, Gonorynchiformes, Chanidae.